AUGUUCAAACACAGCCUCGCUUGCCUUCGACCAGGCGGUUGCAAAUGCAAUCUUGGCGAAUGUUCCUCUGAAUCAACACCACCAGUGAGUCAAUCCAAACCCGAGAGUCUAGGCGGGGUCGUUGCGUCAAAGCGUAUACGGGAUGAUGAUACCAUUGAAUUACAUGUUAGUGUUAGAGCUGCUCAACCUUCACCUGAACCUGCUGCUCCCGAACCUGCUCCUGAACUUAUUACCAACAAUGAACCUGCUCCCGAACCUGCUCCUGAACCUAUCCCCGACAAUGAUGAAGUCGUAGUUAUCGACAGUUCUUCUCACGGGUCCUCGGUUCGAUCAGGCUCGGAGAGCGCAACUGACUACACUGAUCCAGACACAGUCAUGGACUCUUCUCAUGGGUCCUCGGUUCGAUCAGGCUCGGCGAUAGCAACUGAAUACAUUGAUCGAGACAUAGACAUGGACAGGUCUUCUUAUGGGUCCUCGGUUCGAUCAGGCUCGGCGAUGGCAAUUGAAUACAUUGCUCGAGACAUAGACAUGGACAGGUCAUCUCAUGGGUCCUCGGUUCGAUCAGGCUCGGCGAUGGCAAUUGACGAUCCAGACAUAGUCAUGGACUCUUCUUAUGGGUCCUCGGUUCGAUCAGGCUCGGAGAUGGCAAUUGACCACAUUGAUCGAGACAUAAUCAUGGACCGGUCUUCUCGUGAGUCCUCGGUAAGACCCGCACUGCACGAUCCGACAAAAGAUUACUAUCUAGAAUUGCGAAGAUUUGCUAGCGCCGGAGCACACUACCAAACAUGGAUCGAGAACCCACAAGCACCAGGCUGCACAGUCAAACCAGCAACGACGACCUGGCGGGAUAUGCAAAAGCUGCACCCCCGACCGUGGGGAUCGUUCGACGAGGGGGGCGUGUCGAUGACGUCCCAGCUCAGAGGCGGGGAUCCUGAAUCACUGCAACUGUCCGAUAAAGCCAAGCGGGCAUAUUUGAAGGCCAGGGUCUCACAGAGCAGCGCUCCCGGUACAAGAAAGACACCAUAUCCCGACAACCACUUCGAAGGCCGAAUGGCCGAGGGGAUUAUUGUCGUCGAUUUUGCCAUUCGGAACGACGGUCUGUAUCUUAGUGAGGUUAUGCGGGGUCUGUAUACGGCCAGUUGGCCCAUUCAGACAUUGAGACAUAUUGUUUUCACUGAUCUUGAAGAAAUGGAGACGGGGAAGUGGAUGCAGGGCACGCUGUUCCCGGAUUAUAUUGGAAUGCAGUGGUGGGAGGCGGUUGAUAAGCCGCCUGUGCAGAUUGAGCGUGGGACUUUGCCUUUCGCGGAGCUGCUUGGGACAAAACUGGGGAAGGCGGUUGCUUGUCUUGUGCUUGGGGCUUGGCCUAGGGGGUCGAUGAGGAUUGCGAGGGCUUUUGUGUGGAAUCAUCGUGAUGUGCCGCAGUUGAGGUUUGAUCUUGAGCUGACCAACCCUAAGCUUAUGGAUUUAUCGUGGAGGGCAGCAAUCCGGAAGCGGGUACUUGACUCUGUAUAG
Messenger RNA from Penicillium bovifimosum, 1512 nucleotides. RefSeq lists its product as uncharacterized. The record is from RefSeq and is a predicted model, not a curated record. The transcript has a single exon. Bases 1 to 1512 code for a protein of 503 amino acids. NCBI's taxonomy places the organism in Eukaryota, Fungi, Ascomycota, Eurotiomycetes, Eurotiales, Aspergillaceae.